Molecule: messenger RNA, 922 nt
Organism: Ctenopharyngodon idella (grass carp)
Lineage: Eukaryota; Metazoa; Chordata; Actinopteri; Cypriniformes; Xenocyprididae
Product: diacylglycerol kinase iota-like
Exons: 4
Coding region: 423-854 (143 amino acids)
Source: RefSeq, a predicted model, not a curated record
AGGUCCGGUUUAAACCCUCGUGUAAACACAGCUUCUGCGUCUCGUCUCUGUCAGUCGGGCUCUCAAACUCUAUCACAGUCACAGUGAACACGUCAGAGAUCACCACGCAUUUACACGCGUGUGCGCGCCUGAGUGUGUCCAGUCGGAGACCCUCUGCCCUAGUUUUAAUGCCUGAUGCUGCUGCUGCGCGUGGAGGAUGAGGAGGCAAAUCCCAGAAUGUCCUCGCGGAUGGAUGCAGCUGUUGUUGUAGUUCCGUUGGAUAGAGUCGUGCGUGCGCGUGAGUAAAUCUAUCGAUAGAUAGAUAGAUAGAUAGAUAGAUAGAUAGAUUUUAUUCAUCCCAUGAGGGACAUCGGAGGACACAUUUGGAAGGAAUUUUAAGCUCCGGAGGAGAGAGAGGGGGUCCACUCAGUGCCGACCGGAGCAUGAUGGACCCCCUGCCCGACAUACGCGCGUCUCAGGCGGAGCGCAGCAGCAGAGGAGCUGCCGGUGGGGAAUCAGCGGACGAUCAGAAACGCGGCUGCGGGAGAAACGCGGCGAUGGGCGGCAGCGACAGCCUGAGCAGCUUUGCCGACAUGGAAGACUCGCUGGAGGAGAAACUCAAAGGUCUGGCGUUCAGGAAACAGAUCUCGUAUAGGAAAGCCAUCUCGCGGUCAGGCCUCCAGCAUUUGGGUCCAGCACAGAAUCCCUUCCCUGCCCUGAGCAAUGGACCAGCCAAGGAGCUCCGCAACACCGUGGACUGGAGCGAAAACGCAGUGAACGGUGAUCACCUGUGGCUGGAGACGAACUGCUCCGGCGAUCUCUGCUACCUGGGAGAAGAGACGUGCUUGGUCAAGAUUGCAUUCGGUUCUCUUUAAGAAGUCGGCUCCCCGGAGGAAGUGUGCAGCCUGUAAGAUCGUGGUCCACACGGCGUGUAUUGAGGAGU